AAAGACGUUUAAGGGAAUCCCAAAGUUUAUAUAUAACAUUGUUGGACUGACCUGUCAAUUGAUCUGAAGAAGCACCAAGUGUCAGUGACAUUGGACAAAGUUGUUUAUUUGACUUUAAGACUCAGGAACCCUGCUGAUCUUUUUUUUAGCACUAAAAUGGCCAAAGGUUUGAUAUGGACAACAGCAGAGGAUUUGGCAAGGAAUAGAGGACGAGUCUUAUCUCUUUAUCGCCAACUAUUGCGGAGUAUGAACUCCCCUGAUUUGCCACUGAACUUGGCAGCAAGACUGGCCAAAAAGGCCCAGAUUCGUGCCAUCUUUAUGCUGGCCGCAGAAGAGAGAUCCCUCCACAACAUUGAAGAUCUGAUUGAUUCCGCUGAGUACUCUCUUUCUCUCUUAAGAAAAGGCGAAAUCCCCAAAUACAUUCAAUGAUAAAUUAUUGAUAAUCCUGAUGUCAAUCUCUCUCCCUCUUGAUGUGACUGUGUAUUGCCACUAGAAUUUUUUUAGGCUUUUUUGCAGUUGCAUAUUGGAUGAAGUUAGAUAGAUGAACAAUGUCCCUGUAACCUUUUUAGCAAUCUGAAUUGACAUUUGUAAGCUUAUUAUUCAAAAGUAAGAUGACUCUAAACUAGAAAAAUGAGUCUGUCGAGCUCCUGUGAUGUUAAUAUUUACUAUUAGUUACUUAUGACUUUCCAUAUUGGAUUUUUUUAGUUGUUUUUACAUUGUGAUAUGUAUUAUCUUCCCACAUCUUCCUACCUCUGCUAUAAUAACUUGA
Molecule: messenger RNA, 769 nt
Organism: Diospyros lotus (date-plum)
Lineage: Eukaryota; Viridiplantae; Streptophyta; Magnoliopsida; Ericales; Ebenaceae
Exons: 3
Coding region: 157-429 (90 amino acids)
Source: RefSeq, a predicted model, not a curated record